Messenger RNA from Carassius gibelio (silver crucian carp), 2957 nucleotides. RefSeq lists its product as uncharacterized. The coding region runs from base 8 to 436 and encodes 142 amino acids. The record is from RefSeq and is a predicted model, not a curated record. Lineage: Eukaryota; Metazoa; Chordata; Actinopteri; Cypriniformes; Cyprinidae. The transcript is spliced from 2 exons.
UAGUGACAUGGCCUCACUGCUAUUGCUGGUCUACCUACUGCCACCACCUCCAAGUGGAAAGAAGGGAGCUGUAAAGAUCAGUACCCGGGAAGCUGUGGACCAUGUAGUCAAAUUUCAUAAGUCAUGUCGCAGCCUUCAGGAGCACUCUGGUCCAAACCAGCGGAGGCAGCCCUACAUCCUGGCAGUUGAGACGACAAGAAAGCACAUCCACGAGUUCUACAUUGCAUUGGAUGGUGAUCUCCUUCCCUGCAAGGGCAAGUCUUCCCUGUCAGCCUUUGAUGAACUUUUCAAAGCACAUUAUGUUUUCGGCAUCUCCUAUGACCAGGCCUUAAAUGGCAUGUACACAUUUGUGCUGACCACCAUCUACAACAUUGAUGUAGGUCAUUCUCACGAAACUCCCAGAGUCAAGGACCUAAGAGCUAAGCUCCUCAACUAAAGAGUUAUGAUGUUCAGAUGCUUUGUUUGCAAGUCUAGUUUUGUUACCGUUCAAAUGUUGAUCCGUCAUCUCAAAGUUUUCCAUGCCUUUUAUCCUGGUAAGAAGUUUCAGUUGAUGUGUGACCAGACUGGAUGCCACCAGAGAUUUUGGACUUUUUCAGGCUUUAGAAAACAUCUCCAUAACAAACAUAGCGCUAAAAGUCUAGAUCAAUUUGAGAACGAACCCGUCAUAGUUGAGAACGAACCCGUCAUAGUUGAGAACGAACCCGUCAUAGUUGACGUAUCUGAUGAACCCGUAGUUAAUUUAAUUCCAGAGCAACCAGAGAAUUCUCAAAGCUGUAAUGAGACCAGGCAACAUACCCAAGAAAUGUGUGCAUCCCUUAUUGCAAAUCUCCAAGGCUGUGGUGUGGCUACUAAUGUCAUAACGACUGUUGUUGAAAAUAUGGAGGAACUUGUAGAGGAAUUGCAUUCAAACGUUAAAGAUGAUGUUGUAAAAUUACUCUCUAACGAUGAGGAGAUCAGAACAAAGUUUGACGAUUAUUUUGACAACCUUGAAAAUCCAUUUAGCAAACUGAACACUGAGGCAAAAAGGAAAAAACAUUUCAGUGAGAAAUGGGGUAUUGUAGAACCUGUUGAGGUAGCCCUAGGAGUGAGGUAUGACACUAGAAGGAAUCGAACUACUGGCACAUAUGAUCAAGUUCCCAUAACAGACAAAUUUGUUUAUAUUCCUCUAUUGCAAACUUUGAAGUUCAUAUUCACCAACCAAGAGAUCUGUGAUCAUUUUGUGCAGCCUUGUGAGAAAACUGGGUUUUACAAAGACUUCUGUGAUGGUAACUAUUUUAGAGAUCACCCCCUCUUCUCUGAAAAACCAAACUCUCUCCAAAUACAGAUAUUCUACGAUGAUUUUGAAAUGGCAAAUCCUCUCGGAUCCAAGCAUGGUAUCCAUAAGGUUGGAAGUAUAUACUUUGUUUUACGAAACCUAUCUCCAAAGAUAAACUCCGCUCUUAUGAAUAUUCAUCUUUUAGCCCUUUUUCAUACUGAGGAUGUGAAGAAGUAUGGAUUUGAUUUAAUCUUACAGCCCCUCGUACGUGAUCUGAAAGUCCUUGAGUGUACAGGAAUUGAAGUUCCUUUCUCUGAUGAACCAGUUUACGGAACAAUUGCACAAGUAACUGGAGACAAUUUGGGAUUGCACACAUUACUCGGGUAUGUUGAAUCAUUCAGUGCAAACAAUUUUUGUCAUUUUUGUCUAGUAGACAAACAGACCUCACAAACGGUUUUCAGGGAUGAUGAUCCAAGAAUAACAUUGCGUAAUAAAGCACUGCAUGAUCAGCAUUGCAAUGACCUCAUGGUAGAUCCUACACUGCCAUCCACAUUUGGAGUUAAGCGACAAUGUUUAUUCAAUGAUCUACAGUACUUUCAUGUUUCUGAAAAUUAUGCUGUUGACAUUAUGCAUGACAUAUUGGAAGGAGUGGGGCAAUUUGAGCUGAAGUUGCUGUUUGCUUACCUCUCAGACAACAAAAUCAUAUCCAAGACAGAUGUUUGUAACUGAAUAUACUCAUACAAUUAUGGCUUUGUUGAACGAAAAAAUCGUCCAACCAGAAUAAACUUGGAGCAGACUGGAAAUGGAAUUGGUCUCAAUGCCAUUCAAACUUUUUGCUUAAUCCGGAAUAUGCCCUUGAUCUUUGGAGAUGUUUUACGAGAAGGAAAUGCCCACUAUAGACUCUUGUUGCUUCUGUUGCAAAUUAUGAACAUUAUAUUUUCUCCAGUUGUUACUGAUGGAAUGACAGUAUGUCUUAAGCAUCUCAUUGUUGACCAUCACCAACUUUUCAAAGAGCUUUACCCACAUCGUAGAAUGAUCCCUAAACAUCACUUCAUGAUUCAUUACCCCAGAGUCAUUCGAAAAAUAGGUCCAAUUCUACAUGUUUGGUCAAUGAGAUUUGAAGCCAAACAUAGGUUUUUCAAGAACACAAUCAAAAAUUUCAAAAAUGUAACAAAGUCAUUGGCCCAAAAACAUCAGAUGGCUAUAGCAUACCAUUGGGAAUCAAUGCCAUUUAAAAGUAUUGACUGUGGGCCAGUAAAAACUGUUCAGCUCAUUGACUUGCCACAUGGUGAGAUGAUUGCAGAAGAACUGCAGGUUGACUUAGACUGUCAAGUUGAUCUGACUUCUUGGAUCACUUGUUUUGGAACUGAGUAUCGUCCAGGCCUUUUAGUUUGCACGGACAAAGAGGACGAUUUGCCUGUAUUUAGUCAGAUAAAAGACAUCAUUGCAUUUAAUCGAGAAUAUUUUCUUGUAACAGAGGACUUUCAGACACUUUGUUUUGCAGAGCAUUUUCAUUCCUUUCAUGUGACACAGGGAAAUGAUCAGAAUGUUUCCAUGCUUAAAGUUGAUAAAUUGCACUUCUUUAAGCCGUUUGAUCUGCAAACUACUUAUGGUUUUGAUAGAGAUUAUCAAUAUGUGGUUCCUGUACAUGUGUUUGUAUGAGUUUGUGGUUUUUGAACAUCCAUGAACUGUUAAAUAAAAC